AUGCGAGUCCAGAACUAUGCUACCAAGCAAAGAAUUGACGCUCCGAGGUUGCGCGCUGAUGUCGAUGCACGCGGUCGACUUGGCUUCUACACUUUGACGAAGCAUGAAGGAAUACACAAAAUAGAGCCUCGUACUGCCAUGAGCAUCUAUGAUGAUUUCGUUGCGCAUAAGAACACCAUGCCCCACGGCAAAAACGUCUUGCGCAUAGUGAACAAAUACAACGUGCCGCUGAACGAUGUAGCGUCUCUUGCAAUCGUCACUUUCAAGAUACCUGAUAUUGGCGAUGCGGCGAAAAGAGCUCAAUUGCCUCCAAGUCAACACAAGAAUACCGCUGGACUGCUGCUUCAGGGAUGUGCGCAAAGUGGAGACCCUCUAGCGAUAACACACAUCCUGACCGCCGUCUAUCUUGGCGGCUCAGGCCAUAGUUCUGCUCAAGAGAUCACGAGACUAUUUCCAAAGCAAGAAAUAGCCCAGUAUCGUCUGUCUCUCGACGCGAUCGACCUACAGUCCCUGGAAAAGGAUCCUGGCUUGGUUCUGGAAAUCUCAACUCUACGAGGACUCUUCCUGGAGCAAGCAGGACAAAAGCAGGAAGCUAAGAAAGCAUAUCAACAAGUCAUCACAACUGCAGCUCUCAAAUAUCAGCCUGGACAAUCAGCGCAUGCAAUGAAAUUGCCUCUCAUAGCACCAUGGAAUGCGCUUGGCUAUCUUCUCAAAGCAGACAAAGACCCCAAAGUACAAGCAGAAGCCAAGUUUUACUUUCAAAAGGGCGCUCUUGAAGGCGAUGAUCCACUGUCAUACUAUGAGCUUGCAGCGUUUGAGCCGAGGACAAGUCAGAAGUGGUUGCAAUAUACCAGCAAAGCAGCAGCAUCCGGCCAUGAACAAGCAAUACUAAAUCUUACCGACUUCUACCAAGAAGUGGCGACAGUAGAACCUACUAUUUUGAAGAGCGACAGCAUACGAAAAGCGCUCAACUGGGUGCUAAGCUGGAGACAAGGCAGUACUGCUGCGUUGGCGCGAGAGUGGCAACAAGUCGCGUCUGUCAUCGGCCACAAACCUUCAAUGUUGCAGCUUGCGGAUUACUAUGACUCCAUCGGUAACAACGAACGAGCCAGGAGAUAUUUGCAUCAGAUAAUUGAGACUCCGAACACGACCAAUCAGAAAGAAGGGUCGUCGCAGCUCCUGCAAGUCGCGAGGAAGCGACUUGCUGGAUUCCGGUAA
This is a messenger RNA of Alternaria postmessia, 1218 nucleotides long. RefSeq lists its product as uncharacterized. Bases 1 to 1218 code for a protein of 405 amino acids. Gene Ontology annotation, molecular function: protein binding. The record is from RefSeq and is a predicted model, not a curated record. Lineage: Eukaryota; Fungi; Ascomycota; Dothideomycetes; Pleosporales; Pleosporaceae. The transcript is spliced from 2 exons.